CAUUCCUUCGAGUCCCGUUGCAGGAUCAGCCAAUUCCUUAGUAACUUGUUUCUGAGCCGUGUUUGUGUCACCCCGCAGAACCUCUCUCAACGAACUACACCAACACCAUAAUCAUGGCCAACACCGAGAACGAGAUUCAAGACAAGGUGAAACGGGUCCUUCAGGGAACACCGUUCGCCGUCUCAUCGCUCAAGAAACUCUCGGGUGGUACUGCCAACUUCAUGUAUCGUGCCACCCUCGAGAACCCCUCCUCAGAAUACCCCGACGGUGUGGUGAUUAAACAGGGUGAAGGCUAUGUUGCUACUAACCCUGCUUUUCCUCUGACGACAUCGCGAUGUGCCGUCGAGCAAGAGUCUCUCAUCCAUCUUGCUGCGCUCCCUCCUGCAACAACACCGUCCUGCGCCAUAUCAACUCCCACCGUGUAUCACUUCAACAAAGAAACCAAUACCCAGGUCCAAGAGUAUCUCACCAACGCCGUCAGCCUCAAGGACUAUACUCUCAAGCACUACGCCGCCCCAACUCCCGAGUCGUUCAAGCCUCAGUGCGAUCAGCUCGGUCACGGCCUCGGUGCUUGGCUCCGCGCAUUCCACUCCUGGAGUCAGGAGCCUGGUCAAGCUGCGCUUCGAGAAGUCUUUGCGGGGAACAAGGAGAUGCAGGUUCUUAAGAACAUGAUUAACUACCAGCAGUUACUGCAGAAGGUGGAUCAGCAUGCGACCAUUCUUGGUGAUUCAAGGCAUGUUAUCCAGGGCAUCAGCGAUUUGGCUGCUAAGGAGCUCGAGGAUGAGACUGCUCUAAACGUCAUUCACGGUGACUUUUGGACCGGAAAUGUCUUGCUGCCUGAUGUCUCCAUUCAAGAGGGCACUCAGACUCCCAUCAGAAUUGUCGACUGGGAGAUGGCAGAACUAGGCGUUCGACCUCUCGACCUGGGUCAGAUGAUUGCCGAACUUUGGCAGCUGAAACUCUACAAGGAUAUCGACGCUGGCGAGUGGCUGAUCAGGGCAUUUGCUGACGGCUACGGCGCGGUCGACGAUGAGUUCGCCUACCGCACAAUCAUCCACGUCGGUGUUCACCUAAUUUGCUUCGGCUCCCAGACGCCGGAAUGGGGCACCCCUGAGCAGAACAUCGGGCUGGUCAAGGUGGGCAAGGAGAUUCUGGUCAAGGCGUGGAAUAAGGAUCGAGACUACUUCAACGACCAUGUACUUGGCAGUUUGUUUGGUUCUCAAAACUAGCAUUCUGUGCUUCUUAAACGUGCAGACUCGACAUAGAAUCGAUUGAAGCACAAAAUGGAUGCCAAAUGACGGACAGACUGUGUGGUUUCUAAACUUGUGGGAUCAAUAUGCUCUCUUACAUGUGGGCGCAUGGUUUAUUCGAAGCUACCCACCUUGUACUUCAAAGAUAGAAACCGCAAUAUGAGCCAAGGUGGGUUCUU
Fusarium vanettenii 77-13-4 is the source of this 1429-nucleotide messenger RNA. RefSeq lists its product as uncharacterized. Lineage: Eukaryota; Fungi; Ascomycota; Sordariomycetes; Hypocreales; Nectriaceae. Bases 114 to 1229 code for a protein of 371 amino acids. The transcript has 3 exons. The record is from RefSeq and is a predicted model, not a curated record.